AUGGUUGCUGCUUAUCUGGACAUGUACCGUCCCGAAGAUGUUGUGGAGAUUGGCUUAGCAACGCGGUUCGGUGCUAGCUGUGUCCCGGAUGACGCCACCAACGACACCAAACUCGUCGCAAGAGGACCUGACGACCGAACCGACGUGUCCCGUCCCCCGAUCUUUCAUAACUUUCUCCGCGCCUUCUACCCUUUCUCCCCCAGCUACGCCAUAAGUGAUUCGAGCGUCACACUCCCUCUGAAUGAAGGCGAUGUCAUUCUUGUGCACUCCAUACACACCAACGGUUGGGCGGACGGCACAUUGCUUGUCAGCGGCGCGAGAGGAUGGCUACCCACGAACUACUGCGAGUCUUACGACCCGGAAGAAAUGAGGAACCUUCUCAAGGCUUUGCUGAACUUCUGGGACCUCCUUCGCAGCACCGAUGUCAGCGAUAACGAGAUCUUUGGAAACCAAGAGUUUAUGAAAGGCAUCAUCGCCGGUGUGCGCUAUCUUCUUGAACGCACUCAUUCUCUAACCCGUGAAGCUGCCAUUAUUCUACGCCACGACGGCCUAAGGAGAGGCCGCAAAUCCCUGCUCGCCGAGUUGUCUUCUCUUGUAAAGACGGCAAAGCGGUUACAGGAAUGUCAAGGAAGCGUCCACGCCACUCCCGAUGAUGUGAAUAACUUGGUAGACGAGAUGAUUCUGAAAGCUUUCCGAAUCGUCACCAAGGGCGUUAAGUUUCUAGAUAUAUUUGACGAGGAUCGACGGAUGAGGCUCCCCACAACCUCUAUCAUGACGACCGUCUUUGAAGAAUCACUCAUAAUACCACCGACACCGCCGGCCGAUCAGCUUAGGUUCGAGAACGGAAGCGAUGCUGCGCCUGGAGAUGAUUCCUUCUCGGUGAGCACGAGCACCGAUACUAUCGCAAGGACCCACGACACCCUUCUUUCGCAGUUGGGAUCGUUUAUAGGGCGACUGCACCUUCAAUCCGAAUCCAAGACAGAGCUCGUCCGCGCGAUCAAGGCCACCGCGUCUUCUGGCGGGGAGCUUCUCGCAGUUGUUGACAUAAUAUGUGCGCAUGAUAGCAUCGGUCGGGAAAUGCUCGGCGUCGCGCGCAACAACCUUUUUGUCCGUAUCCAAGAUCUCAUCCAAGCUGGCCAAGACCUCAUUCAACAGGCAAUGGCUGAAGAUACCGAUAUUGUCAUGCCCGACCAGACAUUGCUGCUUUCCACCGCCGCCACCGGGUGUGUCAAGGCUGCAGGCGAGUGCGUGGAGCGAACUAGUUCGAUGAUUGCCCGUGUUGGCGAUUUCGAGUACCAGUUGCUCGACGGCCAAACUAGCGCAAGUAUCGAUGUCAGUGUACUUGAUCGCAUUCCCGAGGAACGUGAGCGUGCACCCUCGGAGCAUGCCGCCUCCGUCGCCGAUUCUUCAGCACCCUCCCUCGUUGAUGCUACCACUUCGGACGCCGAGACGAUCGAAGAUUCCACCACCGUCUCUGAAGUGGCGCGCCCAGAAUCGACAGACAAGGCUCUUCCGCGCCUCAACUUCCUGCCUCUUGACAAGCCUCUUCCCGAAGUGCCAACGGUAACAUCGCCGAUUGACCAAGAGUUCUUGACACGGCCAGAUUUCUCCCCGGAUGCAUCCCGCCCCUCCACUGCCGACGAUGAUAAUGUGUCUAGCCUCGUCUCGUCCGUCUCUUCUCUUCGACAGAGCCUUCCCCUUCCUAAGCUGGAAACCAGCCUUCCUCCCACACAUACCAACAAUAACUACGCUUCGGACGAACAACCCGUCGAGAUCGAGUUCCAGCCCUUGCCUCGAUACGAGAGCAUGACCGCCUCGAGCGCGGGAAGCACCAGUACCUACAUGAGCCGCGAUUCCGAGUCGAGCGCCGUUUCCCGUACCUCGACCCGUGCCACCACGCCUGACCACUCUAUCCGGCCGUCUAGCCACACCUCCACGCUGGAGGUUGGUGGUGGCGAUGGCUCCCAGCCUGUCGAGGAGGUGGACGAGGUUGAGUCGAGGCUCAUGGAAAAGACCUUUGCUCAUGAGCUCAUGUUCAACAAGGAGGGCCAGGUGACUGGUGGAUCGCUCCCUGCUCUGGUUGAGCGCCUGACAACCCACGAGUCGACCCCUGACGCUCUGUUCGUUUCAACCUUUUACCUUACCUUCCGCCUCUUCUGCACACCGCAGGAGCUGGCCCAGUCCCUGAUCGACCGCUUCGACUACGUUGGCGAGACCCCCACGUGGCCGGCCCUGGACGAGACCGACCGCGAUGCUCUCGCCCUCAUCGUCCCAUUUGCGGACCAAAAUCUUGGUUCCAUCAUUCCUUCUGCCGGCAGGCGCCUCGCUGAGCUGGCGGACCGAGUAUCGAGCGAGGGCUCCCUGGUCCCUCGCCUCGUGUCCUCGAUGGGCAAGGCUAGCACUUCGGUUACCCAGUACAUCCCCACCGACAGCACCCAGCCGGCACCCAUCAUCUCGCGCAGUCAGCUCAAUGCCCUCUCGAGCUGGCGCAGCGGCGGUGCCAGCCCUUCGAUACUCGACUUCGACCCUAUCGAGCUGGCGCGUCAGCUGACGAUCAAGCAAAUGAGCAUCUUCUGCAACAUUAUGCCAGAAGAGCUACUUGCCUCGCAGUGGAUGAAGAAUGGCGGUGUUGACGCGCCCAAUGUCAAGUCCAUGUCGUCGUUUUCCACCGAUGUUUCCAACCUCGUCGCCGAAACCAUCCUCCAAUACUCGGAGGUGAAGAAGCGAGCGGCCAUAAUUAAGCAGUGGAUCAAGAUCGCCCACCAGUGUUACGAGCUGCACAACUAUGAUGGCUUGAUGGCCAUCAUCUGCAGUCUUAACAGCAGCAUCAUUAGCCGUCUUCAAAAGACGUGGGACGCCGUCUCUCAGAAGCGCCGUGAAAUGCUCCAUACCCUACAGACCCUCGUCGAGCCGGCCCAAAACCACAAGCUCCUCCGCGGCCGCCUUCACGAUCAUGUGCCGCCGUGCCUGCCGUUCCUCGGCAUGUAUCUCACAGACCUGACCUUUGUUGACAUCGGCAACGCGGCCACCAAGCAACUGCACGCCCUGGGUCACGAGGGCGACGAAGAAGCGGGUGGUACCACGGUGAUCAACUUCGAUAAGCACACCCGCACUGCCAAGAUCAUUGGCGAGCUGCAGCGAUUCCAGAUCCCCUACCGUCUCUCCGAGGUGCCCGAGAUCCAGGACUGGAUGACGACUCAAAUUACCAGGGUCCGACAGAGUGACCCAAGCAACGUCCAGGUCACCUAUUACCGAAAGAGCCUCCUCCUGGAGCCGCGCGAGCUCGCUUCCCGCGCCAAUUCGGACGCGGCUUCUACCCUGGGCAGCACGUCAGCCACGCAGCGGGGUGCUGACCUCUUUGGCUGGAUGUCAAGAGGCGACCGCCAGACCAACGCAUCAUCGGCUCCUACUCAACUUUAA
Molecule: messenger RNA, 3420 nt
Organism: Parascedosporium putredinis
Lineage: Eukaryota; Fungi; Ascomycota; Sordariomycetes; Microascales; Microascaceae
Source: the annotation of a GenBank genome assembly